Schistosoma guineensis is the source of this 755-nucleotide messenger RNA. Lineage: Eukaryota; Metazoa; Platyhelminthes; Trematoda; Strigeidida; Schistosomatidae. The record is from the annotation of a GenBank genome assembly.
ACAACCAUUUGAACCAUUUGAAGGUCACGAUGGCAUCUCCCAAAGGUCGUUCAUAAGUUGUAGUCCAACUGCUGAAUGAAUGUUAAGUGACGAAAUAUUUUCUUUGACAACUUGGUUGUACAGUGACAAAUAGCUGGGUUUAUAGUUGUUUGCCCCUGAGUGAAUUUAAGGUGUUUUGGGAUCAAACAAUACUCACCUAUGGUUGAUCAGACUGGCCUGGACGUAUGGACUUUGGAAUCAGAGAUUCAACUUUUUCAUGCUAUAUUGAAUCACAAACCCGUUGGUGCAGAUCGUCAUUUUCAGAUGAUAUAUGUAUGCAACCUUGUAAACUCGUUUGUGAGUGAUCCUAUUAGUACAGAUACUAUUUGGAAAAAGCUAGGUUCGUUGUAUAACAUGGAAGAGUUGCAUGAUUCUGAAGUUAAUCCGUUUCAAUCAAAGAUGAAGGAAUUCAACCUCCCAGAAGAGUAUGACUCCCUGAAAUCUUUGAAGUAUCCUCGUGUGACACCACAGAGUGGCAUAUCUGUUUCUCGAUCUCCACGUACUGAUUCCUUUAGUCAAAAAAGAACAAGGAAAUCUUUGCGUUCAGUUGACUCAAACACAACUCUAGUCUCUUCAACUAACUCACCGGCUACUACAACCGCUGGUUCUGUUACUUCACGAGAAAAAAGACGUUGAUUUAUGUUCCCAUAUUGAAUAUGCGAUUUGUUUUGUAUCACUAACAAAGUGUUUUGCAAUAAAUAUUUGUAUUCGCUUCA